Molecule: messenger RNA, 7940 nt
Organism: Talpa occidentalis (Iberian mole)
Lineage: Eukaryota; Metazoa; Chordata; Mammalia; Eulipotyphla; Talpidae
Gene: AMER1
Product: APC membrane recruitment protein 1
Biological process (GO): regulation of canonical Wnt signaling pathway
Cellular component (GO): plasma membrane
Molecular function (GO): beta-catenin binding; phosphatidylinositol-4,5-bisphosphate binding
Source: RefSeq, a predicted model, not a curated record
GUCCUUGGAUUCUGAGGUCAGCAGGCUUUUUGGUAUGUGGGGUCAAAACAGUGGCAGCCAAUGAGAACUGGAGAUUCUGCACAGAGGACUCAACUGGGUUGAGAUUCAGUGAGCUGAGAGGGAGAAGUGAUGACUCUUCUUGGUGUGAGAGGAAACUGACACCUCAUUCCUUACUCUCAGUCUUCCUCCUUUGAUUAGGGACCAGCAAAGAGCAGCAGAACACCAUGGAAUUUGGACUUGAGUCCUGGGAGUUGGUGUGACUCUGUCUAAGGUGUGACCUUAGGCAGGUCUUUUCCCAAGCCAAGAUCCAAUGGAAAUGCUUCCUAACUGAUCAUGUUAUAACAAUACCUGGAAGUCCAAGACUGAAUUUCAGCUGAACAUACCUGAGUUGUUCCCAUCACCAUGGAGACCCAAAAGGAUGAAACUUCUCAGACCAAGGGAGCAGCAGCUUCUGGAGAUACCCAGGACCAAGGAGCAGAGAAAGGAGCCAAGAACAAGGCAGCUGAGAUAAUAGAAGGACCAGCAUCUGAGCUACCCAUAUCUGGCCCAGGUAGGCUGAAGAAAACUGCCAUGAAACUCUUUGGUGGCAAGAAAGGCAUCUGCACCCUGCCUAGUUUCUUUGGAGGGGGACGAAGCAAGGGUUCUGGGAAAAGCAGCUCUAAGAAGGGUCUUAGCAAGAGCAAGACCCAUGAUGGCCUAAGUGAAGCAGCCCAUGGUUCUGAUGACUUUGUCAGUGAGGGAACUGGCCUUUCUUUACCUUUGCCUGAGUCACCCUGCCGACUUCCCAGCUCCCAGAGUGCUCAUGGGGCUUUGGAGACAGGCUCCAGAUGUAAGACAUCUAUAGCUGGAGCCAUAGAGAAGGCUGGGGCUGAGAAGCCUCUCUCUAUGUCCAAGCCAAAGAAAGGCCUGAAAGGUUUUUUUAGCAGUAUCCGCCGUCACCGAAAGAGCAAGGUCUCUGGGGUUGAGCAAAGUGAGCCAGGAAGCAAGAGGCCUGAGGAAACCGUAGCCAGGCCUCAUGAACUUGUGAGUUCAGCCCUUCUACCCCAUGCUGAGGAGACCCUUCAAGUCCCAAGAAAGGAAAAUGCCAAAUCCCAAGAUUCUCCUGUGCCAAUAGUUUCUUUAGUACCAGAGCUUUCUCCAGCAGUUACCGAGAAGACAGCCUGUAAAGAUCCAGAAAUAUCUAUGGAGACAUGUGCCUCAGCACUUUUGCAGCCAAAGCCUGACUCUAAAUCCAGUGGCCUAGAGGAACCUCACUGCCCGGGAACAGGGGAGAAGGUAAAAACAGAAGAGAUAAAUCUGCCCAAUGGCCCUGUGGGGGACCAGCUGAGUCUCCUGUUUGGAGAUGUCACAUCCUUGAAAAGCUUUGACUCGCUGACAGGUUGUGGUGACAUCAUAGCUGAGCAGGACAUGGACAGUAUGACAGAUAGCAUGGCCUCUGGAGGACAGAGAGCCAACCGAGAUGGUACUAAGCGAAGUUCUUGCCUGGUGACUUACCAAGGAGGUGGGGAGGAAAUGGCCUUGCCAGAUGAUGAUGAUGAAGAAGAGGAAGAAGAUGAGGUAGAAUUAGAGGAAGAAGAGGAAGUCAAGGAGGAAGAAGACGAUGACUUAGAAUAUUUGUGGGCAAGUGCCCAGAUGUACCCGAGACCCAGUAUGAACCUGGGCUACCAUCCUACUACAUCUCCCAGCCACCAUGGCUAUGUACUUCUUGACCCAGUCCAGUCUUACUCUGGUCUAGCCCCUGGAGACCUUUUGACUCCUCAGAGUGACCAGCAAGAAUCUGCUCCCAAUAGUGAUGAGGGUUAUUAUGAUUCUACCACUCCUGGAUUUGAAGAUGAUUCUGGUGAGACCCUGGGACUUGUCCAUAGGGAUUGCCUACCCCGAGAUAGCUACAGUGGAGAUGCCCUCUAUGAGUUCUAUGAACCUGAUGAUAGUCUUGAAAACUCUCCUUCUGGGGAUGACUGCCUUUAUGACCUCCAUGGUCACAACUCUGAGAGAUUUGAACCCUUCUUGAACUUUGAGUCCUUUUCUUCCUCUCGGCCACCUGGGGCAAUGGAGACAGAGGAGGAACGUCUAGUGACCAUUCAGAAACAGUUACUGUAUUGGGAGCUUCGGCGGGAGCAGCUUGAGGCCCAAGAGGCACGGGAAUCUCGUGCCCGAGAGGCUCAUGCCAGACAGGCUUAUACCCAAGAACAUGCCAGGGAGCCCCAUACCCGAGAAGUCCACACCCAGGAAGCAUAUGUCAGAGAGACCCGAGUCCGAGAGGCCUAUGCCAGGGAGGCCUGUGCUAGGGAGGUCAAGGCCCGAGAGACUGAAAUCCAAGAGGUCCAAGCCCAGAAGGAAAAGCCUAACAAGGAUUAUCAAAUAAGGCCUUUAGGCCCAUCAGUGAUGGGGCUGAUGGCAGGGGCAUCAGGGACUUCUCAGACUACUCCCCGGGGAACCACAUCAGCUUUCCCUGCCACUGGGAGCAGUGAGCCAGACUGGAGAGAUUUCCGUCCUCUAGAGAAGCGUUUUGAGGGAAACUGCUCCAAGAAAGAUCAAAGUACCUGUCUCAUGCAGCUCUUCCAGAGCAAUGCUAUGUUUGAGCCAGAUGUUCAAGAAGCAAAUUUUGGAGGGUCUCCUAGGAGGGCCUACCCAACUUAUUCACCCUUAGAGGAGCCAGAGGAAGAGGAGGUUGAGAAGGAAGGAAAUGCCACUGUGAGUUUCUCACAGGCUCUUGUGGAGUUCACCAGCAAUGGGAACCUUUUUUCCAGCAUGUCCUGCAGUUCUGACUCUGACACAUCCUUUACUCAAAACCUCCCUGAAUUGCCUCCCAUGGUGACCUUUGACAUUGCUGAUGUAGAACGGGAUGGGGAAGGCAAGUGUGAAGAGAAUCCUGAGUUUCACAAUGAUGAAGACCUUGCCGCCUCCUUGGAAGCUUUUGAGCUGGGGUAUUACCAGAAGCAUGCCCUCAACAACUACCACAGCCGUUUCUACCAAGGUCUUCCCUGGGGUGUGAGCAGUCUCCCACGAUACUUAGGACUGCCUGGCAUGCAUCCUCGACCUCCACCUGCUGCCAUGGCCCUCAACAGGAGGAGCCGCUCACUAGACACUGCAGAGACUCUGGAACUGGAACUUUCCAAUUCCCACCUAGCCCAGGGACACAUGGAGUCUCAUGAGCUACAGGCUCAGCAAGAAGAUUCAGAGGCAGAAGAAGAGGAUGAAUGGGGCCGAGAUAGUCCCCUGUCCCUUUAUACUGAACCCCCAGGGGCCUAUGACUGGCCUGCCUGGGCUCCCUGUCCUCUCCCAAUGGGGCCAGACCCUGCCUGGGUAAAUCCCAGCCAGUUGGAUGGGCCUUCUAGGCAGUCACCUUAUGGGCAGACAGCCUGUUGUGUACCUCCUGUGGCCAUGCCAAUGUUGCUAUCAGUACCAGGGCCAGAGCCAAGGGUGCCUAGGCAACCUGGGCCUCAGCUUGCUCGGCCUUCGCACCUACCCCUGUCCAUUGGCCCUUGUUAUAACCUCCAGCCACAGGCCUACCAGAGUGUAAGGGCCAGGCCUCGAGAUAUGUUGCUGCCUGUUGAUGAGCCCAGGUACUCCUCUGGUUCUGGAGGCUUCAGCCCCAGCAUUAUGUCCCAGGCCAAGCCUGUGGGCAUCACCCAUGGCAUCCCUCAGCUGCCCAGGAUUCAGCGGGCCCCGCAGGCUCAGUCCAUUCGUUAUGGGGCUUCCAGCUUUGACCUGUCAAAGGAGAAGGCAGAGCAAGUUGCCUCUCUCCCCACCAGCUACUCCUCCACUGCCAUGAAUGGAAACCUAGCCAAGUAGUCAUCAGUACUGGAAUGGGGACAGGGGGCUUGAGCAUGUGAAUGGGGAUCAGGGGUUGGGCAGAGGGGUGGGGGGUUGGUGUUGCUGUUCAAUUUGAAAAUCCUUUUGGCCAAGGAAAGCUCCUAUGAGUUUUACUUUUGAUUUCCAACUUGCCUCUUCUGCCAUCUGUGGCCACAUUCAGCUCAAGUAUAUCUGACCUGGGAGGCUGCUGCUGCUGUACUCUGAUUUUUACUUUCAGGGUUUCUUCUUGUAACCCAUGCAAAGUUUGGGGUACUGUAAUGUUGUGCCUAUCCCAGUUGCUGAAUUAAUGAUUAUAUAUAUAUAUAUAUAUAUAUAUAUAUAUAUAUACACAUCACACACACAUGCAUAUAUACACAUAGCAUGCAUCCUUCACACUUGACAUUUAGUGCCCCCAGCCCUCCAAGUAACACUCCUCUUCCACAAGUGAAUGAUGAACCACUGAUGAGAAGCCAAGUCUGCACUAUCUCCCACUAGGGGAUGGGGGGCUAUUUCUUUUAGUAAUAUGAAAUUAUGGUACAGAUCCUCCCUGAUCAUACUUUAUUCCUCCCUUUGGUCUUGCCAUGCCUGCUACCAUUACAUGAUCUGAUUAUAAUCUAUUCAGCUAGUUGUCCGUUGAAUCAAGUAGCAUGUGCCUAUUGCUGUGGACUUUGGCAUCAUAGCCAGAUAGGGGUCUUUUAACCUGACCCGCCAUAGCUUGGGUUGAAGACAAAAUGCUGAUCCCCUUAAUGGAGUGAUCAAAUUCAUCCAGCUGCUAACAAGAAAAAAUAGGGUUCUAUCAUAGACACUGCCAUAGCUUUGAUCUCUGGAAUUAUAGUAUUUUUUUCCUUCUUUUAAACUUGCGACUUCCCUGAGCUACAGACGUUUUUAAAUUUUAGUUCUUUUUUUCUCCAGAAGUUUUCAUGAUCUCAUCACAAGGAACACAUUCUUUUAAUUGAGAUACAGAAAGAGAAACAGCCAAAAUUAAGGGUAGGCUGUAGGAAUUGGGGUUUUUACAAUUUUCAGGGGAAGGAUGGAAAAAGGAGGUCCAUUUGUCCCAGCUAGCAGGAGAGGAUUUCAGAGCUCCAGGAAACCCAGCUUCUUGGGGAAACUGCUUCCCCCUGCCCCUGGGGCAGUAUAUGUUUGUAUGCCUUGCCCAUCCCUUUAUUUUGAUAAUUAUAAAGAGGCUCCAAAAUAGCACUCCCAAGAGAUGGGAUACCAAAGGCAUAUUAAGCUGCUGUUCCGGACUCUCUAAUGAACUGUUUUCCAAUUAGUCAAGUUGUUAGUAUCAUCAAAGAGUGAGACUUCUUGAGAGGAAGACUUACCUGUCCUCACUGCCAAAUUGGAAGACUGAUUUGCAGGACAGUUGCAGCUCUCUAUGGAAUAAAUGGCACCCUCCAUUCUCUUGCAUCCACAGUUUUCAUGUUAAACUAGCUUAUAAAUAGCUGGUAGGAAAGAGUUGCUGUAAGGAAGACAUUGUAACAGCCUAAUCUACCAGGUUCAACCUCAUUCGUCACCAAUAGAGAGGGUUCCUUUGGAAUUAAUUUAUUGGAAAUAGGCAUAUGGAAAAUGUUCUGCCUGGAAGUGUUGACCAAAAUUAUAACCCUUGCCCUGCUAACCACCAUCUCCAUGACUGUUAAGAGAAGAGGUUAAAAGGCCUAUUGCAUUCCUGAGAUGUAACAACUUAGUUUGGGAAAAGAUGGCAUUGGCCUUCCCAAAUCAAGGUGACUUUGUGGACAAACUGUCCUUUGGCCAAGGGAUGUGCUGGUCUGUGUCACUGUUCCAAGAUUACAACUGGACCAGUGCACAUUACAAAAGAGAGCAAACCUGGUUGGUAUCUGCAUCUAUGAAAGCACCCCAUGAGUUUGUAUGGUACCAAUACCACUGUUCAAGGAUCCCAGAGCAGAUGCCAGGCUGACUUUGUCUACAUUAUGAAUAAAUCCAUUCUGGAAAGUGGAAGGUAUUCCUCACCCCAAGCACAACCUUCUAGGAGAAAAGUACCCCAAAACCAUUGGAUUUAUCACCAAAGCUGUCCUGGGAGGGUGGGGCUGAACUUGGCUUGACUGUUUGGCAGGAAGUAAAUAAUCACCAAAUGCCUUCACAACAUGGGAAAACCCACCACUGCCUCCAUUUCUGCGUGUCAUCAGGGCAGCUCAAGCUUCCUGUCUGUAUAUCUGCAUAGCCUCAGCAGGUAGAGUUAUCACCAGCCUUCAGAGCCACCAGUCCAUCUGGGAAGAGAAAAAGUACAUAGCCUCUGGUCAAAAGCUGAGAGUUACUCUAGGACAAGAGGGCACCAAGAGGUAAUGCCUCUUAGAGGAUCAGUCAUAGCCCUAACAUACUUUGCUGGCCUUUUGAAGGUCACAUACCAGAGUAAGGUCGGUUUAAGAUUGAGCAGCAAUUCCUGAUUUGGACAUCACUAACUGUAGAUUUUUUCACUGUCCUGGCCAGCCCAAGGACAGGAUGUUCAACAUUAGAAGUGGUGCAGUCAGGAUGCAUGGCUACCACUUUGAGUGUCUAGAUCCAAGCAGUUCAUAGCUAAAUACCAGUUGCUGCCUAGAAGAGGAAGGAAGACCUACCUGGGGACAUAUUAUGGCACUGGGAGAGCCAACCAAGCUUCAGGCCUCUCCCCAAAUGUAGGCCAAUUCUUGCUUGACUUGCACCAAAUAUGCCCCAGAUCACCAAAGGUGGACAAACAUGUUGGGUCCAUAUCUCCUAAGCUGUGACCAGAUGAACACCAUGUCUCCAUUGUGAGGUCCUAAGAUGAUAAUUUUGGAUAUGACUUGAAGGGGAGAUACAACUUGAGAGUAGAUGGCUGCCUUAUGGUGCUACCAAGCAAGCAUAUCUAGUACCAGAUAGCUCUGAUCCUAAGAUUUCUCAAAUACGCAAAUCCUUAGGGGAUCAGCAACUGGAUAGAGAAGGUCUCUCUCCCAGGGCUGCCAGUUUUUUGGUGCUUUUGCACCUUCAAAGAAACCCUGCAUUCUGGCCCACUUAAGGUCUGCUUUAGCUUGGGCAUCUGUUCACUAGCAUCCUGGGCCAAAGGUCUUGGUCAACACCAGACCUUUCUCAGUGUCGUACCAAGGAGGGGACUAGCUUCCCAGGGCUGUGCCUCUCAUCCUGCUGUCAAUGACUUUCCUGCCCUUGCCUGUGCCACCAACCCACCUGCCCUUAGCCCCUGGGCCAAGUUGCUAAAGGGAGGCAUGGGUGGUUUAACAGGGAGAAUUCAAGUUUACCCAUGUGUAUGUUGCAUCCAUGUUUUUAAUAAUAUAUAUAUCAAAGUCAAUUAUCUAUUUUUGUAUUGUUUGCAUUUUAUAUUCAUGAAAAACAAUGUAUCAAUUGUUCUUUUCUGAUAUAUUUUUUUAAGCGGUGCUGUUUACAGUUUUAAACAAAAAAGUCACAAAAAUUGCUGCUGCUUAUGCAGAGGGCUGGCAUCUCAACUGUCCAGGGCCCUCCCUCUUUCCCCUCACCCCACCCCCGAUAUAUCACACUGUCCAUAUCCUCCCUCCAUGAUAGGACAGCAAAUGAUGCCCAGGUACUAAAAACAAAUGCCAGGUGACUCAUACAUGGUAGACGGUUUGUCAUUUAUGGUUUCAUUUUUUUCUUUUGAACUCUACCCCCACUUUACCCCCUCCUUUUGUUUGAAAACCAGAGUGCCCAUGUUGUGCUAUUUGUCAUGUUGAAUUUCUCCAAAGGAACAUUUUGGGAACAUUCUUUAACUAGUGGAAAGGGCAGUGGUUUUCAACAAUGCCCCCUCUCCCUAAGAAACUGGAGGAGACAGAUAACAGUGAUGCUUGAAUCAUCAGGAAUUGGCCAUCUCAUUGAGGAAACCCUUGCAUGGGACUUUUCAGGAACUCGGUUGAUUGUGACACUUGCCCAGAAGAGACAUUGGGGAACUUCUUGACCCCUUUUGCUGCUUUGGGGAAAUUCCUACCCCUGCCACCAUUCCCUCUCCCUAGCUGUGCUCUAGCUCACACAUGGAUCGUACUUUGGGAAACUGUGACUGUCAGGGUAAUGGUUUGCUGGCCUGAUCACAAUUUUCCACACUACACUAUAGUCAUUCCAAAGAAGAAAAUCCACAUGGCAUGUAUAUGUGUGAGGGUUGGGGCUUUAUUAUUAUUGUUAUUAUUGGUGCUUAUUUUUCCUGCAUUAUA